Molecule: messenger RNA, 504 nt
Organism: Rhodotorula toruloides NP11
Lineage: Eukaryota; Fungi; Basidiomycota; Microbotryomycetes; Sporidiobolales; Sporidiobolaceae
Exons: 3
Coding region: 1-504 (167 amino acids)
Biological process (GO): proteasome regulatory particle assembly
Molecular function (GO): protein-macromolecule adaptor activity
Source: RefSeq, a predicted model, not a curated record
AUGGUCGACUACGUGCCUCACCACGCACAGCCCGUAACGCUCGCCCAGCUCCGCGCCAUCGAAGCCGACUCGCUCGUCCCCGAGAUUGCACGGCUGGAGAACUCGAUUGCGCAUCUGGAGCGGUCGAAUCAGGAGUUGCGGGAUGCGGUGCGAGAGGAGCAGGCAGGGACGGACGUGGACGAAGACGCGGUGAGGGAGUUUGAGGCGGCUAUCAAGGAGAACGAGGAGACCAUCGCUGCCCAGCAAGAACGCAUCACCAUGAUCCGACUAGCGUUGGAAGAGAAGAUCGGCGUCGACGCUGGGAACCCGCACUACCAGCCGGCGAGUCAGGCGCGAGGGCGGGCGAACGGGACGGAGCGGAAUCAGCAGGCGAAUGGCGUCGACGACGCGAUGGGCGUCCAGGACGACUCAGCAGACGGCAGCGCGCGAGCGACGACAGCGAGUAUUGCUGCGACUGGCGCAGAACGACAAGCGGACGCAGCAGACGACGGCAUGUACCUCUGA